This is a messenger RNA of Amoebophrya sp. A25, 2117 nucleotides long. The record is from the annotation of a GenBank genome assembly. NCBI's taxonomy places the organism in Eukaryota, Dinophyceae, Syndiniales, Amoebophryaceae.
CCUCUUGGGAACUCCAGGUCGUCUCAAUGACAUGCUCAAAGACAUUCAAGAUCGGGUGGCCGUUGAAGGGGACAAAACUGCCACAGGCAGCAUCUCGGAAAAGAAGCCGGAAGAUGCGACAAAAUCAACUAGUUCUCCCUGCACUACAGUUCCUCCGAAAAUGUCAAGAAGUAAGAAGAGAAAAGCUGCAGCAUCCGCUGCCGCUACCGCAGAGGAAACCGAUACAGCUAGUACAAAAAAAGAUGCUGAUGAUGAUUCCGCAGCCUCUCCAGAGGAUGAGCAAGCCCAUGCUGAAAAAGUGGACUUACGCAAAGAUCUAUUGAGUCAACUGGAGGUGACUGUCGUUGAUGAAGGUGAUCGCAUGUUAGACCUGGGUUUCGAGCCGCAAUUGAGAAAAAUCUUUGAAGCCCGAAAAGCUGCUGCGAGCACUGGUUUUGUCGUACACAGUAGUUGGUUCUUCUCGGCUUCUUGGCCAGCAAGUGCCGAUACGCUUGCGCGUAGUAUCAUCGCACAACAGCAGUCACGAGGAGAUGAAGUAGCAGGUGCCAUUCUCACGACAACUGCAUUCGUUCAAGUAGGUCGAGACCAGGAGGCUUCUUCAGCUCAACCGAUGGAAGCCUGCAAAGAAGACGGUGAAGAUGGAACUCAGGGAGCCGAUGCACAGGCGCCAAAAACUCCAACUUCUUCAGAACAAGCUGCUCAGCAAGCAGACGAAGCGACACCUUCUUCACCAACAUCAGCGGCCGCAGUUCCGCAAGAAUUCUGCGUCUUCGAGGCAGAUAAGAAUGGAUUUACGAAAAGUGAAGAGAAAGUUGCGAGACUCGUUGAGAUUUUGAAGCAAUACAAGCAUGAACGAGUACUCGUUUUCUGCAACAUGAAAAAGACCGUCACCUGGCUUCAUGGGAAAUUGCUCGAGCACGCUACCGAGUUUUCCCCUGAAGAAGAGCAGGGUGAGGAAAACAAGAAGACAGAAGGUGAAAGUGAAGUCAAGGAGGACGUUAGUACAACCACAGGUUCACCUAGCAGCACGACCACUCGGAAACGGAAACCUUUUGAAAAACAAGCUUGGAAAUACAACCUGCGAAUGAUCCAUUCGGAUCUAGGCCAAGAGAAGCGAUGCGACACGUAUUUGAAGUUCAAGACGAACAAAUUCCGUGUCCUGGUAGGAACUGACGUCGUCAGCCGGGGCCUAAACAUUGUUGGGUUGAACAUUGUCGUCAAUUUCGAUGCAGCAGAGAACGGCGAAGAGCACUUACAUCGUAUCGGCCGCUGCGGUCGUGGGGGCGACGCUUCAAGCGCUUUAAGCGUUACCUUUCUCGGCAGCAAAGAUUUCAGACAAGCCGCGGAAAUUAUCAAAUGGUGCUACACUCCUAGUGAGAACGACAGCACUUCUACUUCUACUAUAUUCUGCUCCGCGACUGUGGAAUGCCCCACAGCUUUGAAGGAGCUGGCAGAUCAAUACGGGAAGGGUAAGACAAAAGCCCCCAGAGAGAAGAAAGCGGCAAUUGGCGACGAUGCGAAGAGAUCGACGAGGAGAGGUAAACAGCAACAAAAAGGUAAAGGUAAAGAGGCGAAGAAACGCUUACGUCACGAAAGCAGCAGCGCUAAUACGAACGCAACAAAGCAAGCGCAGGCUGAGAAUCAAGAAAUUGAAGAUCAUGGCCAGAAAGAUGUGAAGAAGAGAAAAGUUGCAGGUACAAGAGCAAAUGUUUCAGCACCUGCAUCUGAAGUAGAGAAAUCUGCUUCCUCUGUUCCCCUAGCAGAACAAAGCACGAUGCCUACUACUGCUCAUGAUCAUGAACACGGAAACGAUGGCGCUGGCUUAUCCUGUUCUGCUGCCAGGCGGGCCAGACGGAAGCAGAACAAGAUGAAAAGAGAGCAAAGUGCUGCAUGACUGCAAUUCCAUCACCGCGAACUACUUUGCGAGGACCUAACAACCACAAAGCUCUUAUCAUCAAAUUUUUUCUCACCCAUCAUGCACAUGCGUUGAUUCUGCAUGACCCACUUAGAUCGUUGUUAUGUUGUUGAUGCCUCCAUGUCCAUUACAAUUCUUCUUUCUGCAAAUUUGAAUCUGAAUCAGCAUAUCAUGACAAAGACAGCGUGACUGCGUCCUCCUA